AUGAGAGGAGAAUUCAAUGGGUUGAAGAGUUUGAUACUCAAGAGAAAUUCCAGUGCUUGUUAUGUACAUUGCUUUGCUCAUCAGCUUCAGCUCACGAUUGUUGCUGUUGCUAAAAAACAUAAAAUUGUCGGAUCUUUUUAUAAUUCUAUCUCUCGUUUGUGGAAUACUGUUGGAGGUUCUUGUAAGCGCAGAGAUAUACUUCUGGAGAAACAGAGAGAGAAUAUUAUUAAAGAGAUUGCAAGUGAUGAAAUAAGCACAGGAAGAGGACUAAAUCAAGAAAUGUCAUUGAAGCGACCUGGAGAUACUCGUUGGAGUUCACAUUACGGUACUCUUGUCAACUUGAUACAUUUAUAUUCUUCUAUUGUUGAUGUUCUUGAGUAUGUUGGGGAGAAUGGUCAUGACGAUUCAAUAAGGGCUGAAGCUGAUGAUGUGCUAGAAAUUAUAAAUAGUUUUGAGUUUGUCUUUGUGUUACAUCUUAUGAAGCAAAUCUUGGGAAUCACACAUGAACUCUCCCAAGUGCUACAAAAGAAAGAUCAAGACAUUGUUAAUGCGAUGAAUCUUGUCAAGGUAGCAAAAUCACGUCUGCAAAUAAUGAGGGAAAAAGAUUGGGAUGUAUUGCUUGCUGAUGUUUCUAAGUUUUGUAGCAAAUAUGAACUGGAUGUGCUUGACAUGGAAGAUGAGUUUGUAGCUCGAAAAAAAGGAAGACGUAGAGCUGAGAAAAUGAAGAAUCUCCACUAUUAUCGAGUUGAGCUCUUUUGUUCUGUUAUUGACUUGCAAGCUCAAGAGUUGAAUCAACGUUUUGAUGAAGUCAACACAGACUUAGUUUUAUGCAUGUCAUGUUUUGAUCCUAGGGAUUUAUUUUCUGCAUUUGAUUUGGAGAAGCUGCUUCGUCUUGCACGGUAUUAUCCUUCUGAAUUUUCUGAAGUUGCUUUGUCCGAGCUUAAAAGUCAACUUGAGAACUUUAUUUUCGAUGUGCGCAUAGAUGAAAAGUUUUCACAAGUAUCAGGAAUCAGUGGUCUUGCUCAAAAGAUGGUUUCUACAAGGAAACAUGAAGUUUUUCCAAUGGUUUAUUCAUUAGUUAAGUUGUCAUUGAUCUUACCAGUUGCCACUGCAUCAGUAGAAAGAGCCUUUUCAGCAAUGAAGAUCAUCAAGACUUCUCUACGUAAUAGCAUGGGAGACCAACUAUUGAAUGAUUGCUUAGUUCCUUACAUCGAAAAGGAUGUGUUUGUUAAAUUUAAUUUUGGACCCCCCAUUAUAAAAUCUCUGGCUCCGCCACUGGGAGCAACUGCUCAUGUUUGUGCCGAUAGGAGUAAGUUUUCAACUUACAGUCCUGUUGAUGGGAGGAAGAUCAACAUGGGGAAUCAAGCAUCAUCCGAAGUGUCUCCCUCCCGGGCCAGGCCGUCAAAGAAGAAGUCGUUUGAGGUGACGUUGGAGGCUGGUUUGCACGGGAAGCCGUUCAUGGAAACUUGGGCUUGGAGAUCGGCAAUGCAGAAGUCUUGCAAGGGGUCAGGAUUAGAGGAGAGAGAGGAGAGUGGUGAUGUGAGGAGGAGUGUGGAGAAGAGUAGGGUUAGGGUUAGGGUUAGGGUUAGGGUUAAGGUUGAUUUGUGA
Salvia splendens (bonfire salvia) is the source of this 1608-nucleotide messenger RNA. RefSeq names its product zinc finger MYM-type protein 1-like. Gene Ontology annotation, molecular function: protein dimerization activity. The transcript is spliced from 3 exons. The coding region runs from base 1 to 1608 and encodes 535 amino acids. The record is from RefSeq and is a predicted model, not a curated record. NCBI's taxonomy places the organism in Eukaryota, Viridiplantae, Streptophyta, Magnoliopsida, Lamiales, Lamiaceae.